Molecule: messenger RNA, 1827 nt
Organism: Procambarus clarkii (red swamp crayfish)
Lineage: Eukaryota; Metazoa; Arthropoda; Malacostraca; Decapoda; Cambaridae
Product: SUMO-interacting motif-containing protein 1-like
Source: RefSeq, a predicted model, not a curated record
AUGCUUCCAGACUUCAGAAGAAGAUUUACAGAAGAUCCAGGCAUGACAGAAGCACUUCCAGGCAUGACAGAAGCACUUCCAGGCAUGACAGAGGCACUUCCAGGCAUGACAGAAGCACUUCCAGGCAUGACAGAAGCACUUCCAGGCAUGACAGAAGCACUUCCAGGCAUGACAGAAGCACUUCCAGGCAUGACAGAAGCACUUCCAGGCAUGACAGAAGCACUUCCAGGCAUGACAGAAGCACUUCCAGGCACCACAGAAGCACUUCCAAGCAUCACAGAAGCACUUACAGGCAUCAGAGAAGCACUUCCAGGCAUGACAGAAGCACUUCCAGGCAUGACAGAAGCACUUCCAGGCAUCACAGAAGCACUUCCAGGCAUCACAGAAGCACUUCCAUGCUUGACAGAAGCACUUCCAGACAUCACAGAAGCACUUCCAGGCAUGGCAGAAGCACUUCCAGGCAUGGCAGAAGCACUUCCAGGCAUAACAGAAGCACUUCCAGGCAUAACAGAAGCACUUCCAGGCAUGACAGAAGCACUUCCAGGCAUCACAGAAGCACUUCCAGGCAUGACAGAAGCACUUCCAGGCAUGACAGAAGCACUUCCAGGCAUGACAGAAGCACUUCCAGGCAUGACAGAAGCACUUCCAGGCAUGACAGAAGCACUUCCAGGCACCACAGAAGCACUUCCAAGCAUCACAGAAGCACUUACAGGCAUCAGAGAAGCACUUCCAGGCAUGACAGAAGCACUUCCAGGCAUGACAGAAGCACUUCCAGGCAUCACAAAAGCACGUCCAGGCAUCACAGAAACAUUUCCAGGCAUGACAGAAGCACUUCCAGGCAUGACAGAAGCACUUCCAGGCAUGACAGAAGCACUUCCAGGCAUCACAGAAGCACUUCCAGGCAUCACAGAAGCACUUCCAGGCAUCACAGAAGCACUUCCAUGCUUGACAGAAGCACUUCCAGACAUCACAGAAGCACUUCCAGGCAUGGCAGAAGCACUUCCAGGCAUGACAGAAGCACUUCCAGGCAUCACAGAAGCACUUCCAGGCAUCACAGAAGCACUUCCAUGCUUGACAGAAGCACUUCCAGACAUCACAGAAGCACUUCCAGGCAUGGCAGAAGCACUUCCAGGCAUGGCAGAAGCACUUCCAGGCAUAACAGAAGCACUUCCAGGCAUAACAGAAGCACUUCCAGGCAUGACAGAAGCACUUCCAGGCAUCACAGAAGCACUUCCAGGCAUCACAGAAGCACUUCCAGGCAUGACAGAAGCACUUCCAGGCAUGACAGAAGCACUGCCAGGCAUGACAGAAGCACUUCCAGGCAUGACAGAAGCACUUCCAGGCACCACAGAAGCACUUCCAAGCAUCACAGAAGCACUUCCAGGCAUCAGAGAAGCACUUCCAGGCAUGACAGAAGCACUUCCAGGCAUGACAGAAGCACUUCCAGGCAUGACAGAAGCACUUCCAGGCAUGACAGAAGCACUUCCAGGCAUCACGGAAGCACUUCCAGGCAUGACAGAAGCACUUCCAGGCAUGACAGAAGCACUUCCAGGCAUGACAGAAGCACUUCCAGGCAUGACAGAAGCACUUCCAGGCAUGACAGAAGCACUUCCAGGCAUCACGGAAGCACUUCCAGGCAUGACAGAAGCACUUCCAGGCAUCACAGAAGCAUUUCCUGGCAUCACAGAAGCACUUCCAGGCAUCACAGAAGCACUUCCAGGCACUAAUUAUACAGAAGCUAAUUUUUGCACACCCACCCUCCGCCUCGUCUCACUCCGUAAUGGAAGCUCAUUUGUAUGGAAAGAUAAACAAGGAGGAAGCUGUUGA